AUGGAGCGGGCGCUGGGGCUGCCCGCAGAAGAGGACCUCUUCCACAAGAGCCUCGCCGCCUCGGCCAAGCGCAUGGAGUCCGCCUUCCGCUCGCCCCCGGGGCUCGACCUCUCCCACCCCCGCGACCGGCAGCCCUCGCCGCUCGCCUGCUACGAGGCGUCGGAGCCCGAGGCGCUGCUGCAGCCCGGAGUCGGCGGCGACCCGCUGGCGCUGCCGCCGGGCUCCGUCUGCGUCAAGUACGGCGAGAGCGCCAGCCGCAGCUCGGUGGCCGAGAGCAGCGGCGGCGAGCAGAGCCCCGACGACGACAGCGACGGGCGCUGCGAGCUGGUGCUGCGCGGCGCCGGGGGGGACCCGCGCGUCGGCUCGCCGGCGGCGGGCGGCGGCGGAGGGGGGGGCGGGGGGCUGAAGGCGGCCGAGGGCAGCUGCUCCAACAGCCACGGGCACGGCGGCAGCAAGAAGUCCAAGGAGCAGAAGGCGCUGCGGCUCAACAUCAACGCGCGGGAGCGGCGGCGGAUGCACGACCUGAACGACGCGCUGGACGAGCUGCGGGCCGUCAUCCCCUACGCGCACAGCCCCUCGGUGCGGAAGCUCUCCAAGAUCGCCACGCUCCUCCUGGCCAAGAACUACAUCCUGAUGCAGGCGCAGGCCCUGGAGGAGAUGCGGCGCUUGGUGGCUUAUCUCAACCAGGGCCAGGCCAUCUCGGCCGCCUCCCUGCCCAGCUCGGCCGCGGCGGCGGCGGCAGCGGCGGCGGCGCUGCACCCCGCCCUCGGCGCCUACGAGCAGGCGGCCGGCUACCCCUUCAGCGCCGGGCUGCCCCCCGCCACCUCCUGCCCCGAGAAAUGUGCCAUCUUCAACAGCGUCUCCUCCAGCCUCUGCAAACAGUGCACGGAGAAGCCUUAAGCGCCGCCGCCUUGUCCGUCCCCGGCCGCCGCCGCGGCCCC
Oenanthe melanoleuca is the source of this 941-nucleotide messenger RNA. It is a transcript of the gene BHLHE22, whose product is annotated as basic helix-loop-helix family member e22. Bases 1 to 900 code for a protein of 299 amino acids. Lineage: Eukaryota; Metazoa; Chordata; Aves; Passeriformes; Muscicapidae. The transcript has a single exon. Gene Ontology annotation, molecular function: protein dimerization activity. The record is from RefSeq and is a predicted model, not a curated record.